ACUGACUAGAACUGUGCUAGAAGAACUGUGCUAGAAGAACUGUGCUAGAAGAACUGUGCUAGAAGAACUGUGCUAGAAGAACUGUGCUAGAAGAACUAUCCUGGAAGAACUAUCCUCGAAGAGCCAUCCUAGAAAAACAGUUCGUUUUUAGGUAUGCUAGAAAGGCUGCUGCUGCUGAUUACACUGUGCAUUUUACCCAGCUCCCUGUUUUCAAGCCGAAGUUAAAGACCAUUGUUACAUGGAUUGACUGUUUUGAUAAUUUUGAAGGUAAAUGAAUGCUCUCAGUAGGUACUUCUCUGACCAAGUUGAAAAAAUGCCUCUUUUUAAGAUCACCAUGGGUAACAUUAGAAGAGAACUCUACAAAUACCACGACGUUGCCAUUGGCCAUGCAAUAACCAAGUAUUUUGCAGCAGUACACAAGGGUCGGGAACGGGAAAAAUUGGAUUUUUGCAUGUCCGCCAGACGAAGAAGACUUCUCAACGUCCUAUUGGAAAGUAAGCGGGCGGUCCAACGGCGACGUGGUUCGUUUCUUCCAAAACCACUUGAUUUGUAUGUACUAUUAUGAACAUGUCGAAUCGCAAGAGGAAAUUCUUACCUUGUUGGUGAAGAAAUACAAAGUACUUAGAUGAUAAAACCGCAGUAUUCAAUUUUUACACUAUUUCGUUACAGUUACGAUUUGAAAAUGCGU
Messenger RNA from Hyphopichia burtonii NRRL Y-1933, 688 nucleotides. RefSeq lists its product as uncharacterized. Lineage: Eukaryota; Fungi; Ascomycota; Pichiomycetes; Serinales; Debaryomycetaceae. Bases 314 to 565 code for a protein of 83 amino acids. The transcript has a single exon. The record is from RefSeq and is a predicted model, not a curated record.